AAGAAAACAGUGAAUGCUCGCGGCGCCAAAACUGUGUGGGUGAAAUGUGCCGGCUCUUCAAAGGAGCGUGCGACCGUGAUGCUACUGGGGGAUUCAAGCGGGGUACGUUAUACCCCCUUCGUAGUCUUCAAGAUGAAGCCAUCGAAAAACCCAGCCAUUGUCAAGGAGAACAACGAAAAACGAUGUGGCUUUGGCACGCGAACGUGGCCAGAGAUC
Molecule: messenger RNA, 216 nt
Organism: Phytophthora sojae
Lineage: Eukaryota; Oomycota; Peronosporomycetes; Peronosporales; Peronosporaceae
Exons: 1
Source: RefSeq, a predicted model, not a curated record